CUUUAUAACAACACUAUUUCCUAGAUCAUAGUUCAUUACGAAUUUACGAAAUAAGAGAUAGGAAAAAUCAAAGCAAAGCUGUGUAACUCAUAAACUGGCUCAAAGGAUCUUCCUGCAUGGGUUCUCUUGACUUGCCUCACGCUUCAUCGUUCAAGGGAGGAAGCGAAACAUUUCUUAGGAAUGUGUUUGAGAAUAUAUUGAAAACGUAUCUGAGAAAGAAUCCGACGGCAAAUACGAUAUGGGAACUAGUUCAGUCGGUGGACAACGAGAAGAUCUGUUACGACCACUUCACUUUCAGGACAUUUAAAGUAGAUGGUUACGGAAUAGAUUCCUUGUCGAAUUUCUUCAUGGAUUACGGAUACAAAAUAGGAGGUGUACUUGACUUUCCAAAGAAGAAAGUACGAGUUCUCUGGUUUUCUCCUCCGGCUGUUCACGUCCCUAAUGAUGGUCAUGGUCAAGGCAACGGCCCUUUGCCACGACUUGUUGUAGCUGAGGUUCUUGUGGACGAACUAAGCCCUGAAUCUCAGGAGAUAAUAAGAAAGUACUUAAAACCAGAAGGCGGUAAGCAAGCCGUUCUCUCAAGUAUUUUAGGGUCUUUAAUUUGGGAGAAGCCAACAUGGACCGACUUCAAGCAACUUGCCAAAGAAAGCGAAUUUGCCGCAUGGACGCUUAUCCACGGCUACACAAUGAACCAUCUUGCUUUUGCGGUUCAUCGAUUCAAACACCGUUUCAGUGACAUCAAAUGCAUCAAACAAUAUCUUGAAGAAAAUGGAUUCAAACUCAACAAUGACGGGGGAGUUCUCAAAGUGAGCCAAGAUGGUUUGCUGUUACAAGUAUCCUCCAUCUCGGAGAAACUUGCGGUUGAAUUUGCAGACGGAGUAACUGAAACAAUUCCGGCUUCUUACAUUGAGUUCACUCAACGUCUAAUUCUUCCACAGUUUAAAGAUGUGCCCUGUGAUGAGAUCAAAGAAUUCCAUAGACGUGAAGCCUUUGAGCUCGAUAGCGCCAACCACGUAAUGGAAAGCACCCGUUUCACAGCACAAGCGUAAAACCAGGCUUGUCUUGUUUGGCUCAGUAUGUCAAAUUUGAGUAUAUUGUCCGUUUCUAAGUAAUCUUUUUAUGUGCGAGCUAGUGUGAUUGAGUGUCAGAUAUCUUUAUUUGUUUUCCCUUUUGUGGAGUGGCGAUUACUUUCUUUAAUAGAGAGAACUGGCCCAAUAACAAUAUGUGUUGCCCAUAUUUGUCAGAUAACAUUUGUGUGAGAAAAGACAAUUAUACCCUUUAGUAUGCAUCCACUGAUGAUACUAGGGUUCAAACGUAA
Messenger RNA from Eutrema salsugineum, 1318 nucleotides. RefSeq lists its product as uncharacterized. The record is from RefSeq and is a predicted model, not a curated record. Gene Ontology annotation, molecular function: oxidoreductase activity. Bases 117 to 1049 code for a protein of 310 amino acids. The transcript has 7 exons. NCBI's taxonomy places the organism in Eukaryota, Viridiplantae, Streptophyta, Magnoliopsida, Brassicales, Brassicaceae.